Drosophila erecta is the source of this 3587-nucleotide messenger RNA. RefSeq lists its product as uncharacterized. Lineage: Eukaryota; Metazoa; Arthropoda; Insecta; Diptera; Drosophilidae. Gene Ontology annotation, biological process: phospholipid translocation; retrograde transport, endosome to Golgi. Gene Ontology annotation, cellular component: endosome; trans-Golgi network. The record is from RefSeq and is a predicted model, not a curated record. The transcript is spliced from 6 exons.
AUGGAUUGGAUCAUCAACGAUGAGAUGGGCCUGACGGUCGGUCACGUGGUGGGUUGGGCCGCCGCCUCUGCGAUGGUGAUUGGGGGCGUGAUCCCCUACGUCCCCCAAUAUAUCGAGAUCAAGAAGACGCAGGACGCGGAGGGAUUCUCCCUGUACGUGUGCCUGGCACUGCUGGUGGCCAAUUCGCUGAGAAUACUCUUCUGGUUCUCCAGCCGCUACGAGCUUCCACUGCUGGUGCAGAGUGUCGUGAUGAACGUGACCAUGUUCCUGAUGAUCCAUCUGUGCGUGAAGGUGAAGCGAGUUAAUGCCAAUAACCGCGAGCACGCCCUGCGAGGCGAUGAACUGCAUUUGCCCAAAGUGAUGACGGACACGGAUACGGGCGCCUCUGUAUCCACCGAAGCGGGUGGCAGCGUCCUGAAGCGAGUUCGCUCCCGGCACUAUCUCAAUGACCUGGACUUCAAAUACUUUUGGAACUGGACAGACUUCCAAUCGUAUCUGGACUUUAUGCUAGUCGUGUGGGCCGUUGGUGCCGCCGUAACAUAUCUGAUGUUGUCCGUACAUUGGUUCAUGGAAUCCAUGGGUUUCGUUGCCGUCUUUACUGAAGCCAUGUUGGGGGCGCCACAAUUUCUGCGCAACUUUAAGAAUAAAUCGACAUAUGGAAUGAGCAUACACAUGGUGAUCAUGUGGACGCUCGGUGAUAUGUUUAAGACUGGUUACUUUAUUGUUAGAAAAGCACCAUCGCAAUUCUGGAUCUGUGGCACGCUGCAGGUCAGCUUGGACAUAGCGAUCCUGUCACAGGUGUGGUUCUACCGUAAGAAUUCCAAGCCGCGCGAUCUGCGCCGCGGCGAUUAGCAGUUUGCCCCCGAAGAACAGCCACAGCACAUCCAUCCCCACGACCUACAUACAUCCCAAUCCGAGGAGCAUCAGCUUUCGCUGCCCGUCACAGUGAGCAGCAGCGGAGACGACCAUCUGCUGACGGCUCGAGCGGAUGACGAGCACUUUAAGGUGCUGGACUUUGGUCAGUGCCACGAUAAUCGUGCGUUUCAAUAUCACAAUAAUAACAAGAUGUUGCCCAGACCAGGAGGCAGUGGCAAGAGUAAGGAUGAUAGCAGCAUGGCAGCUGCCUUGGAGGUCGUCAUUGUCCAUUCCCCGGCUUCCAAAGAGCAGAGACUGAUUGGGGCUCAGGAGGCAAGUGGAUGCUGCCGCAGGAAGCGAAAUAAUGCCACCCAAACUAGAUUGGAGGGUGGGAGUUGCUGCUGUGUGAUCACCACCCAUCAUCACCACUGCCACUGCAAUCACCAUAGGCAUCAUCACCACCACCACCAUUGUCACUAUAGCAGCACAAAGAGACGAGCUCUGCUGCACCAGAAAAGGAGUCAUCAUCAUCAGAAGCAUCUGCAAAUUAAGCAGACGAAUCACAAACAAAUGCUUCCAUCUAACAACAACAAGUCUUCCUUGGACUCUAGUGAUGAGGCAAUGCAUCAUCAGGCCAUUGCCAUAGAAAUCGAUGCAGCAACGAUGAGCGAGGACGGAGAGGAAAACAACAGCAGCACGGCCACCUCGAAUUUUCCGUAUAAGGUGGCCAGUGAGGGCGUAAAACCCAUUAUAAUGGCUCCUCUUCGAGAACAACAUCGUCACAGGAGGGGUUCGUUGAAUUCCAAUACCACAAUUGAAACAGAUGAACUGUCUCGCGAUGAAGAUGAUGACGACGUGCAGAUGGGCUCCCACCAUUUACCAGAAGAUGAGACCCAACUAACUCAGCCAGCAGUUACGAAUAGUUCCAGCAGCUCCACAAAAAGGGGAAAUCCUGCCUCCGCUCCAGCGCGAAAUGAGUGUGUACGCAUCAAGAGAAAAAGGUUUAUAGCUGAGGCUGGACAGGAUUACUGCAGCAGUUGUUCAAGUUCCUGUUCCUGCAGCAGUUUGGAUGAGGAUCUACAGGAACCCCAUGAAAUGACUGUGGCAGCGGAGUGUCACCAAUGCAUUCCCGGUUCUAGGAGAGCAAGUUUCUGCUCUUGUCAGAAUUCAAGCUGCUGUUGUGGCUCGUGUUCCCAGGAAGAUGAGGAGGAAGCGGAUGAUGAAGACGACGAGACCACGGGACAACGGGAAAGUUUCUGUACAGCUGCAGAUCAUACCAUUACACCUUCGCAAGAUGGUGACGAUAUGCAUAGCAGUACACUGACACCCCUUAGCACCCACAGGUCUUCCUUUAUGGACCAGGAUCAUGGAGAUCACACCAUGAGAAGUGAUAUCGGCGGAGGCAACAUAACCGAUGCGGAUGCCUCUUCAUUAAGCCAAUCAGCGGAGUACUUUUCUCUGUCAUCCGCCGCUGGAGGCGGUACUUCUUUUCCCACCAAAGAAGGAGAUAAACUGGAUAAGCUGGAGAACAAGGAGGCGAAGGAUUCAAAAGAGAAGGAAGUGGAGCAACCGUCCUGCAAGCACUGGAAUCGCAAUCCCCAUGGCAAGCAUAAACGCGGAUCUUCUCCUGUGGAUAACUCCUUAUGACGAAGUGUCUCGCUGGUCGCCUGGCCAGCAAUCGACGUAAAUGCCUUGCUGCAGCAGACCAUAAGGAAGUCAGCCGUGCUGCAGGAGACGCCAGUACGCAGGAAAACCACUGCCAAAAGGGGGUCAGGAACCACAGGAAGUAAUGAUUCCUCCACGGCCACAUUGACAGCCAGUGUUGUGACGGUAGCCAAAUUUCCAGGAACUGGACUAGUCAGCACUGUCACCAGUUUGAAUGGAUGUGGAACCACCUAUAGCUACACCACCACUACGGCUGCACCCUUGAAUCCCGCAGCUUCCAGCAAGAAGAACACCAAGUACUCGCCGGUACCAAACUCCGAGUCCUACCAGUGCGAUCCACUGCAGCAGAGCUCGACGGAGAUCAUCUUAUAACUCAUGCAAACAUACCUCUGCACCUUUCACUAUUAUACAGUGCGAAACCGUAUAAAAGCCAAGGUUAAACUUCAUUAGUAAAAAGGGAUAAUACAUAAUACAUUAACAUAAUACAUAAAACCAAUACUCGUGGAAAUCUAUAGAGUGGUAUAACGAAAACCAAAAUUCAUAAAGCUGUUCAAUUUGCUGUUAUUCGGGGGUAACAAACACCAAGAUGUGGAUGUAGAAAAGGCAGAUCUAGUUAUACACAUUAGAACAUAAAACCAAUGUACAUUACUUUUUAUGUGAGAUGCAGCUUACAAUGUAAACUAGUUAUUAACAUUUAGUUUCGGACUAUGUGAAUUUAGAGAAAAGGGUUUCAGCUGGGGAAGGGACCAAGCCAGAGUUGACACAGCCUUCAAGUUUUCCAGAAUCCACGCAGAGACAUAUCCACAUUGUGCAAAUUUCUCGCUAAGAAAACUUCCCUCAGCUCGGGCCUUGAACCUUGUUUAGAUUUAAAUUUAUAAAUCGUCAUUGUUUUUCGUACGUCGUUAGUCGAGUUCAUUUUGUAGUCCUGUAAGUUUAAUUUGUAUUAAAAUCAACAAAAUCAAACUUUAAUCUCGAUAUUAUUCUUUAAAGAAUUUUUAAUUUUAUUGUUUCCUAGCAGAAUUUAUUAGCUAAGAUCUUUAAAAAAUUAUACGAAAAUAAACGAAACC